Telopea speciosissima is the source of this 348-nucleotide messenger RNA. RefSeq lists its product as uncharacterized. Lineage: Eukaryota; Viridiplantae; Streptophyta; Magnoliopsida; Proteales; Proteaceae. Bases 1 to 348 code for a protein of 115 amino acids. The transcript has a single exon. The record is from RefSeq and is a predicted model, not a curated record.
AUGGGAAGAUCCUCCUGUCCAAAGCUCGUUUUCUUGAAGAAGACCAGAAAGUUCAAGAAACUCAAGCUUCUUAAGUACUACAACUACGCCUACAUUGAAGAAUAUCAGUUUUCUCCUUCAAACACUCCUCUGGUUCACUAUUACAAAAAACCAUUCAAGAAGAGAGGUCGUAGUCGAGUUAUUCAGUCAUUGUUCAUUCUCUGCAGUUGUUUGGGUGGUAUGAGAGUCGACGAAGAAUAUGAAGAAACAAAUUUUGCAUUGGAGGCUCCACCAGUUAUUGUUGAUGGCACUGCAAAAGAAUUGCCUGAACCAUUGGAUUCGGAUGACGAAGAUGAUUUUGUUGAUUAG